AUGACAUUAAUAUUAGUCAAGAGGCGCUGCUGCUGGAGGGAGUUGGAGGUGGGCGCGGCAGUGGUACCCAGGCAGGAUGAUCUCCGUGAGGCUGGAAGGCAGGAACCCAACCUCCAUGUGCGGCCGCAGUCUGGGUCAAACAAUCUUCGAAAACACUCCUACUGGUUGGAUCUUUGGCUCUUCAUUCUUUUCGACGUGGUAGUGUUUUUAUUUGUGUAUUUUUGGCCAUGACUGGUUUGCUGAUAGCUGGCUUCUGGAAUGAAUUCUGCAGUUGACUACAAACUUCUUGAAAAAAGAAGACAGGAUUGUACAGCAGAAUUUCAAAACUCUAUGGGACUUUCAUUUUAGACUUUUCUUUUGCUUAUUUGGAGAACUCUAUUAAAUGGGCAGGAUCUUGCCCAUUCAUAAAUAAGUUCUUAAAAUUAGACCCUUUAAUUCAUGUUUAAAAACUUUGUAACAUCUGGUGGCUUUACAGGGUUGACUAUAAAAAUAUUUGUAUUUAAAGGUUUAGUGAUUCAUUAGGAAAUAGAGUAAUGUCUUUCUUUAACAUUUUAAGGGUUGAUCAGGGUUUAAUAUGCUGAAAAUGAUAUGGUGAAUAAUAAUUUGAGGUAUUUAUAAAUUCAAAAGUAAAUUAUUCAAAAGUGAAGGAACAAUUUUCAGAGGAGGAAGGGAGUAUUUUUAAGAUUGCAGAGAAGGGCAACAAAAAAGAUACACAGAAAAUGUAGGCCCGCAAUUUGUUUAUUGGCUCUAAGCACCAGUUUAAUUUUUAUUAAUAGGUAAAGUGAGCAUCUUAUGAAAAGGUAUGUCAUGGGCGACAGGUUGAUGUAGUCUUAG
Molecule: messenger RNA, 834 nt
Organism: Nycticebus coucang (slow loris)
Lineage: Eukaryota; Metazoa; Chordata; Mammalia; Primates; Lorisidae
Exons: 1
Coding region: 1-231 (76 amino acids)
Source: RefSeq, a predicted model, not a curated record